Messenger RNA from Ziziphus jujuba (common jujube), 3841 nucleotides. RefSeq lists its product as uncharacterized. The coding region runs from base 421 to 3336 and encodes 971 amino acids. The record is from RefSeq and is a predicted model, not a curated record. NCBI's taxonomy places the organism in Eukaryota, Viridiplantae, Streptophyta, Magnoliopsida, Rosales, Rhamnaceae. The transcript has 2 exons.
CUGAAAAAACCCUUCAAUUUCACUGGAAUUACAAUAUAGUUCACAGUUCCCAUAAACCCAAACAAGUGGCAUAAUAGAAAUUAAUCCGAACCUUCUAUAGUUAUUCUUCCCCAAUUUCGAGAAUCCCACUCUGUUUUAGUGUUCUCUCUCAACACCCACCUGCCCUUUAUUCCCUGCGAUUUCUCAUCCGAGACAAAGGAGGUUUUAAAUCCACGCUUCAUAGAUAAAAUAUUUGCAUGGUCAAUACUUGAUGUGAGAGAUGAAUGUAUGAGGUGAAGUUUGGUGAGGAUUUAUGUUUUCUAGAAGCUGCUAGAGGCUUUGCAUUUUAACUUGGCUGCAUUAAUUUCCAAUCUUUUGUGUGGAUUUAAUGUAGCCGGGUUGUCUUUGAUUACAUAAGUGAACAAGGUUUUCCUAAGACUGAUGGAGUGUAAUAAAGAAGAGGCCGUCAGGGCCAAGAAGAUUGCUGAGAAGAAGAUGCAAAGCAAGGACUUUGUGGGGGCUCGUAAGAUUGCUUUGAAGGCUCAACAACUCUAUCCUGAUUUGGAGAAUAUUUCUCAGAUGCUUGUUGUGUGCGAUGUUCAUUGCUCUGCUGAGCGGAAAUUAUUUGGGGAUGAGAUGGAUUGGUAUGCCAUUCUUCAGAUUGAGCAAACAUCCAAUGAGGCAACAAUUAAGAAGCAAUACAGAAAGUUUGCUCUCCAACUUCAUCCCGAUAAAAACAAUUUUGCUGGUGCAGAAGCUGCUUUCAAACUAAUUGGAGAAGCUCAGAGAGUGCUCUUGGAUAGAGAAAAACGUGCCAUGCAUGACAGACGCAGGGCUUUUGUAGUUAAACCAACUGUACCUUAUCAACCCCCACAGGGUCCUCGUUGGAACUCAAAUAUUAUGUCUCAAAACAAUUUUAGAAGUAAUAUGUCAGGUUUGAAUCCGCAGAACUGGCAGUCACAAGAGGCUGCUCAAGCUGUGCCCUUGAAUAUCCGCUCGACAUUUUGGACUCAAUGCCCAUUUUGUUUGAUUAGAUAUCAGUUUUACAAAGAUGUUAUCAAUAGAUCUAUACGUUGUCAAACAUGCGAGAAGCCGUUCACUGCAUAUGAUAUGAAUGUGCAAGGUGCAGCACCAACAGCUUUUAGCCAGCCAGUAUUCCCGCAACAGAAAAACAAUGGUAGCAGAAAAGUGGAAAUGCAUUGGCAACAGAAUUUUAGUCGUGUGAAUCCCAGAGCGGAAUCAGUUCAUAGUUCUGGUAAGAAAGUAGAUUUAAAUUCUUAUGCGACCUCGGUAAAGGUUAAUCGAAAGAGAGAAAGGAAGCAGGUUGUAGAAUCAAGUGAAAGCUCUGACUCUGACUCUGAAAGCAGUGCCGAGACUGAAGAAGCUAUGGAAAUUGAUGAGAAUGGCGACAUUAAGGGUGUACAGAACUUCGGAUAUUUUGGAGAACAAAAUCCACGGAGAUCCUCCCGCCGCAAGCAGCAGGUUUCCUACAAGGAAAAUUUAAGUGAUGAUGAUGAUUUUGUGAGCCCUUCAAAAAAGCCAAAUGGUACUGGAUCAUCUCAUGCUACUGAAGAGGGAAAUGGUGAUACAUCUAAAAAGGAGGAAUCAAAUAUCAAUAAUUCCAAUUCUGUUGCUGGCUUUAAAAAAGAUCAGAAGGUUAAACAGAAGAAAAUUGUUGAGGAAUGCUCACUGAAUGGAGGUAGGACAACCCAGAAGAGUACAAGGUGUAAAGUACCAAUGGAAGAUGAUGGCUCAGAUAAAAUUUUUGAAGUUCAUGAUAACAAAAAUUCAGUCUCAGAUGAUGAUCCGCGUCUGCAGUCAUUUGAUUUACCUUAUCCAGAUUUCAGUGACUUUGAAAAGGACAGAAAAGUAGAAUGUUUUGCAGUAGGGCAGACAUGGGCUCUUUAUGAUGUUCAAAAUGCCAUGCCUAGAUUCUAUGCUAGGAUCAAGAAGGUUCUCAAUCCUGGGUUCAAGGUGGUGAUAACCUGGCUAGAGCCAGAUCCGGAUCCAGAUGACAAGGAUCAAAUUAAAUGGAUCAAAAGGGACCUGCCAGUUUCUUGUGGCAAGUUCAGAUAUGGGAAUUCUGAUACAAUAACCAAUCGACUUAUGUUCUCUCAUAUGGUUUCUUUGGUGAAGGGUGGCCACAGAAAUAGGUGCAAGAUAAAUCCGAUGAAGGGAGAAACAUGGGCACUUUUCAAGAAUUGGGAUAUCAAAUGGAACUCUGAUCAUGUUUUACAUGAUAAGCGUAAGUAUGAAUAUGAAUUUGUUGAGAUCUUGUCUGAGUUUGUUGAGGGUGUUGGAGUAAAUGUUGCAUUGUUGGAAAAGGUGAAAGGCUUUGAGUGCCUAUUCUGCCGGGCUGUAAAGGAAGGGAAGGAAAAAUUUCUAGUUACAGCAAGUGAAUUAUUGAGAUUCUCCCACAGGGUUCCAUCCUAUAAAAUGAUAGUUGAUGAAGUAGAAGGAGUGCCACCAGAUUCUUUUGAACUUGAUCCUGCUUCACUGCCCACAUAUUUCAGGUCUGCACGUAACAAUAAAGCCAAGACAGGGUGUGAUAAGAACACAUCUGUAUACCAGAAUGACGUGAAGAGGAGCCAUUCACAGCCUCAGGACAGUAAUUCUGGCAGUGACAUUGAAGACUCUAGUGAUCCUUCAUCUCCUAGUACAAGAGACAUUGAAAUUCCAGAACCUGAAUUCUACAACUUCGAUGAUGAUAAAUCCCAGGAAAAGUUUCAGAUGGGUCAGAUCUGGGCAUUGUAUAGUGAUGAGGAUGGCUUGCCAAAAUACUAUGGUCAGAUUACAAAAAUUGAUUCAUGCCCAGUUUUCAGAGUGCAUAUUGCAUGGCUUGCCUCCUCCUCACUACCAGAUCAUGUGAUUAGAUGGAGUGAUCAAGACAUGCCCAUUUGCUGUGGCUUAUUUAGGGUUAAAAGGGGCAGUACCCAGGCCUAUGAUCAAAUUAAUUCCUUUUCGCAUCAGGUUAAAGCAUAUUCUAUUGGUAAGAAGAAUGAACAUGCCAUUUAUCCUAGGAAAGGUGAAGUUUGGGCAUUAUAUAGGGACUGGAGUGCUGAUUUGAAAAGCUAUGAGUUGCAAAAUUGUGAGUAUGACAUAGUGGAAGUCCUUGAGGAAAAUAACAAGGGGGUAAAGGUUAUGGUUUUGGAGCGUGUGGAUGGUUUUAACUCAGUUUUUAAGGCUCAAGUUCAAGAAGGAUUGACUAUCAGCAAGGUUAUUGCGCAGAUGGAGCUUCUUAAGUUCUCCCACCAGAUACCUGCUUUUCGGCUGAAAAAUGAGAGAGAAGGCAGCCUGAGAGGCUGCUGGGAAAUUGAUCCUGCUGCAUUGCCAGUUAAUUAUUUUUCUUCUACUUAAUGCUGUAUACAAGCACUGCCUUAGGAGGGACGAGUUUGCUUGGUAUCAGAGGGAGCAAGUUAUAUUUUUGUACAAAUGCAUCAGCCAUUGUCCUUUUGAGUAUUUAUGUUGUUCCUGGCUCAGAUGCAAUGUGGAGAAAGAUGGUUUUGUUCGAACAUUGUUGCCUUCUAAAUUUCUUGUUCUGAUCCGAUAUUUUCUAUGUGGGAUUGACUAGUUGGGUUGUACUUACGACUUGUUGAUGGGGCUGGAAAUUUAGCCAACCAUGAGAGAAGGUUAAAAGCUUUUUAACUUGGCGAAGUUACUCUUGUUUUAACUGCACUCGUUUGAAUCAAAGUUUACUCGUUAGCUCUUCUUGGUUUGAAGUAGAUAGAUUUAGCAUUUAGCUUUUAGCUUUUAGCCGCUAAUGUUAUUGUUUUGUACCUUUGAUUUCAGCAAUUUGUCUGUGGUCAUCGGAUGUGUAAACCUCGUAGACUCUUACGAAAUGAGCUUAAAAGGGGUUGCUCUC